Molecule: messenger RNA, 1170 nt
Organism: Exophiala aquamarina CBS 119918
Lineage: Eukaryota; Fungi; Ascomycota; Eurotiomycetes; Chaetothyriales; Herpotrichiellaceae
Exons: 3
Coding region: 1-1170 (389 amino acids)
Source: RefSeq, a predicted model, not a curated record
AUGGAGACUUCAUGCUAUCAUAAGCCGGUCAUAGGAUGUGCCUUAGUCGCACUGGCUGGCUGUUGCGCCUGUGCUGAUAAGCGGCCAAUCGCUGCUUCCUAUCCUGUCUACAUUGACGGCCAGGGUAUGAGGAUGCAAGGCAAGCGCUGGUCGCGUUACUGCUGGAAAUGCAGAGAUUAUUGGGAUAUCUUUUCUUGCUCAUCUAGCUCGCCCAAUAUGAAUCAUCCGUCGAACCGUGUACCACCUGCAGAUGAGAACAUGGCCACAGCUUUCGAUCACAUGACAGUUACAACGCAGGGUCAGUCAUGGUCAUUUGAUGGCAUCGCAAGAGCUGAUCCACACCAAAAUCGUCCAAGAGGAUUGCUUCAAAGCAUCCAUGCCCCACAUAUUGCAACUUCCUCAUUACCGGCGAGAGAAAUACGCCGUCCAAGCAGCCCGGAUUCUCCUUCACCGGCUCAACAUUCUCUCCAUCCUAUCCCUUCCGCACCCAGCAGGCAUUUCACAGACCCACCCCUUCGAGGACGGAGGCCUCUACUUCAAAAUCCUUUUGGAACGCUCGAGGAGAUCCAAUCCGAAAACUAUCAAAGCCCUCUCGAAGGGAUGUUCCAACGGGCAGAGGCCCGCUAUCGUGAAGCAGAAGCAGCCCGCCAACAAGCAGAAGAAGCCCACCUCCAGGCAGCUACAGCAGAAGCCCGUCGUAUAGCAACUGGAGAAAUCCGACAAACCGAACUUAUCGAAGCAGAUAUCAAUGCUUCAAACCAUGUGACUGUUCAGCUCAUGAUGGAUAUACAAGAAGCUGGAGAAGCAAUGUGGCGGAAUGCCCUGAUGCCCCUCGAAAACGGACUAGAACCCUCGCAUAGACCCCUUACACCAAUGCUUUCUCCACUCAGCGAUAUCAAUCCCAUCGACGAGCAGACUUCACGGCCAGCUCCAUUGAGCCGUGAAGACUUGACGAUCAACAUCGCAUGCCAAGUAUGCUCAGAGCAGAGGGUGGACACGCUCUUGGAACCUUGUAUGCAUAUUGCCCUGUGUCGCUGGUGUUCUGAAAUCAUUCGCCGUGGACCUCGCCAUCAUCAAAGCGACCAUGGUCAUGCCUCCAGAAGCUACCGAUGGAGAUGUCCAAUAUGCCGUCGCAGAGUUACGAAUGCAAGGCGUGUGUAUCUAUCCUAA